AUGUCGGCUCUGAGCAAGCGUCAGCAGGCGCGCAACGAGCGGACGCUGCAGGAUCUCAUCACCUCCGUGCCCGGGAACGACAGGUGUGCCGACUGCCAGGCCAGGAACCCAGGAUGGGGAAGCUGGAAUCUGGGAAUCUUCCUGUGCAUGCGCUGCGCAACAUUGCACCGUAAACUUGGCACACACAUAUCCAAGGUCAAGUCGCUGAGCAUGGACAGCUGGACCGCCGACCAGGUGGAGAUCAUGAAGAAAAACGGCAACGCGGCGGUAAACAGGAUAUACAAUCCCCGGAACGUCAAACCCUCCAUCCCCAUCGACGUAGACGAGGUAGACUCCGCCAUGGAACGGUUCCUGCGCAAAAAGUACGAGCUCAAGACGCUGGAGGACGGUAAGCCGAAGCCGCCCAGCAGGCAGGAUCCCAGCUACACCGCGAAACCCGCCCUGGACUUCUCUCCUUCCCCGGCUGCCCUGCCAUCCAAGCCCAGGUCGAGGUUCGGGUUCGGUCUGCGCUCGAUCUCCUCCUCUCACCUCUCCACGGGCUCGUCGGACAAGUCGGCGGCCCCGUCGAUGCGGCGGAGAGAGAGCAUCGAGGCCUCGCAGGUGCAGGCUCAGGCUCAGGCGCUGCCAAACAACAAACAGUCAAGGACGCUGGGAGUCAGUAUUGCAGAUGGCAAUGGCUCGUUGGAGUCGAAGCUGGAGAUACUGCGAGACAUGGGCUUCAUGGACCAGAAGCGGAACACGGCCAUUCUCAAGGGGCUGAACGGGGACGUGGAACGGUCCAUAGAUACGCUGACCAGGCUGGGCGAGAAGUCGUCCAUCAGCGGAUCGAGGUCGCCCACUUCCCCGACCGGUACGCAGAGCGGGUAUAGGACAUCCUCCGGCUCGACGGACAGGUUUACGCCGCCGUCUACCUCCUCGAACCCGUUCGAUAAGCCGCCGGCGAGCAUAGGGACGGGCACGGGUGCCGGGGUAGGGAUAUCGGUCAACAGGUCAGGCACUGCCGGCAAUGCUGCGAAACCGGCAUCCCACAACCCUUUCGACGCCAUGUCCAGUUCAACUGCUUCCUUGGACCAGUCAUUCCAGAACCUCCAGGUCUCCUCCCAGCCUCUCUUUCCAAACAUGACAGGCGGAUAUCCGAGUCAGCAGGGGAACAUGCAGCUGCCCAGACCCCAGCAGUCCAUGACUCCCCCAGUGCCCACGAUGCAGCAGCAGCACCAGAUUCUUCUUCAGCAACAGCAGCAGCAGCAGCAGCAGCAGCAGCAACAACAAUAUGGUGCUGUGUCUCAACCACCGCUGAACGGAAACUACAACCACAACCCAUUCCUAACGCAGUCUACGCCUGUAUCGCCGAAUCCUAUCCCUAAUCAGUCGCUAUCCCCUACCAACCCUUUCUUCACGCAGGUGCAGCAGCAACAGACCGGUCCCCAGCAAGUUAAUCCGCAGUAUUACCUCCAACACCACAAUACCAUGCCGACCCUUCCUUCGGCAUACAUGUACCAACAGCCCCAGCAGCAGCUGCAGCAACCACAGCAACAGCAACAAAACUACACCCAACAGCAUGCCAUGCCCACCUACCAAACGCAGUUCGUCCAGCAGCAACCCCAACAGCCCAACCGAAUAGACAAAUCCAGCAUCCUAGCCCUCUACAACUUCUCCCAACCACCCCCUACCAUCCCCGAACAACCACAGCAGCAGCAGCAACAACAACAACAACCCCAGCCCGAAACAUAUCAACAGACACAACUCCCACACUUACAAACCACCAACUCUACAAACCCAUACCACACCACCACCUCCGCCAGCCCAAUGGUCCUAUCCGCCCCCGCAACAAUGGGAGGAUACUCAAGCCACAACCCAUUCCUCACUUCCACCAACCAGCCCGCCGGCAUGAUGUCCACAGCACCACCGCCAAUGCAGACACAAACACCAGCCUCGAAUAACAUGGGCUUUGCCCGCACCCACAUAAGCCAAGAAAGCAUCGACAUCAGACAGGCACAAACCGGCCGUCAUUCCCCUGACGUUUUCGCAAGUUUAAGCGCAAGAUAUUAA
This is a messenger RNA of Arthroderma uncinatum, 2049 nucleotides long. Its product is annotated as UBA domain-containing protein 3. Gene Ontology annotation, molecular function: GTPase activator activity; protein binding. Bases 1 to 2049 code for a protein of 682 amino acids. Lineage: Eukaryota; Fungi; Ascomycota; Eurotiomycetes; Onygenales; Arthrodermataceae. Gene Ontology annotation, biological process: intra-Golgi vesicle-mediated transport; endocytosis; endoplasmic reticulum to Golgi vesicle-mediated transport. The transcript is spliced from 4 exons. Gene Ontology annotation, cellular component: Golgi apparatus. The record is from RefSeq and is a predicted model, not a curated record.